This is a messenger RNA of Xenopus laevis (African clawed frog), 5040 nucleotides long. It is a transcript of the gene ptpn21.L, whose product is annotated as protein tyrosine phosphatase non-receptor type 21 L homeolog. The record is from RefSeq and is a predicted model, not a curated record. Gene Ontology annotation, molecular function: protein tyrosine/serine/threonine phosphatase activity; hydrolase activity; protein tyrosine phosphatase activity. The coding region runs from base 513 to 4166 and encodes 1217 amino acids. NCBI's taxonomy places the organism in Eukaryota, Metazoa, Chordata, Amphibia, Anura, Pipidae. Gene Ontology annotation, cellular component: cytoskeleton; cytoplasm. The transcript has 20 exons.
GGCAUUCCAACCAACUGAGAUCAUAAGCGUAAAGCACCCUUUGGAUCCUUCCGCAGAGAACUAAUGUCAUCCUCAGAUUUCUUUUGCUUUUCCCUGCCCCGGCACACACACACACUCCGGUCAGGCAGAACACAACUGAAAAUAACAGCACUUUAGUGAAGGAAAAGUUUUCUCGUGAAACUCUUGUACAUCCACUGCUCGUGGGCCGCUUUACUGCGCGCAUUGAUUUGCUGCCAGCGCUUGCAGACAGGAAGUGAGGGGAUCUCGGGGCUGCUGUAGUGUAGCUUCCAAUACUAAAGCUGGAGGUGCAGCGGGGAUCUGUACAGUCGCCAGCAGAACGGAUCUAGAACCCGCGGAGCGUUCCUGAGUGGGACUUUCUGGACUGCAAUCCUGGAACUGUGUAACAGGAUCUUGGAUGUUCCCCACGUGCAGAUACUUUUCACUCUUUUUAAUGGCUGCUGGGUGACUUGGCUGAGCUCGGAACCCUCCAGUUGAUCCUGCUGUUCAGGAAGAUGCCUCUGCCUUUUGGGCUGAAGUUAAAGAGGACUCGGAGAUAUACAGUAUCUAGUAAGAGUUGCCUGGUGGCUCGGAUCCAGCUGCUAAACAAUGAGUUUGUGGAGUUCACACUGUCGGUGGAGAGUUCUGGGCAGGAGUGCUUAGAAGCUGUUGCGCAGAGGCUGGAACUGAGAGAGGUAACUUACUUCAGUCUGUGGUACUACAACAAGCAAAACCAGCAGCGAUGGGUGGAUUUAGAGAAACCACUGAAGAAACAGCUCGACAAGUAUGCAUUGGAACCCACUGUGUACUUUGGGGUGGUCUACUAUGUGCCUUCUGUGUCUCAGCUGCAGCAGGAGAUCACAAGAUACCAGUAUUACCUGCAGUUAAAGAAGGACAUCUUGGAGGGGAAAAUCCCUUGCACCUUGGAGCAGACUGUUCAGCUGGCGGGUCUGGCUGUACAAGCGGACUUUGGAGACUAUGACCAGUAUGAAUCUCAGGAUUUCCUGCAGCGAUACGCUUUGUUUCCUGUGGGCUGGAUUCAGGAUGAAAAAACGCUGGAAGAAGCAACAAAGAAUGUGGCCUUACUACACCAGAAAUUGAGGGGCCUCUCUCCCCCGGAUGCUGAAUUAUUGUACAUGCAAGAGAUUGAAAGGUUGGAGAACUACGGAGAGGAAAGUUACCCUGCCAAGGAUAGCCAGGGUACAGACCUCUGCAUUGGGGCUUGUCUCAAUGGCAUAUUUGUUAAGCACAAGAAUGGCCGCCCACCUAUUGUUUUCCGGUGGCUUGAUAUCGCAAAUAUGUCUCACAAUAAGUCUUUUUUUACUCUUGAGUUGGCAAAUAAAGAAGAAACCAUCCAGUUCCAGACGGAGGAUAUGGAAACUGCCAAAUAUGUGUGGAGGAUGUGUGUUGCAAGGCACAAAUUCUACCGGAUAAAUCUGGACUCGCCAGAGUCUCCUCCUACUUCUAAGGAAGGUUUUCAGAAAUCUCCCUUUCUCCUUUCCCUUCAACGCUUUCCAAUACUGUCUCGUCCUUCUCUUCCUAAAGGACAAUCUCAGACUGUUAAUCCUGUUCGUCGGAGAUCCUCAACCAGAGUUUCACUGCCCAAGCAUCAGCCUUACAUGAUGCCUCCACACCAGAUGCACUAUAAUGGACAUUAUGAGCCUUAUACUUCUUCCCAAGACAAUAUCCCAAUGUUUGUAAGCGGUCAGAAUGGAUAUUAUUACCACUCCCAGACUAGCCUUGAUCGAACACCACAUGAUUACAAUGGAAGAAUUCGCAAUGGAAGUGUGUAUAGUGCACACAGCACCAAUUCUCUGAAUGCUCCGCAACACUACAUGCAGCCUUCACCUAUGUCAUCCAAUCCUAGCAUCACAGGAAGUGACAUCAUGAGACCAGAGUACAUCCCUUCGCACCGCCACAGUGCACUCAUCCCACCCUCCUAUAGGCCAACACCAGAUUAUGAGACUGUAAUGAGGCAGCUGAACAGGGGCAUGAUGCAUUCAGAGAGGCAGAGCCACUCAAUGAGAAAUCUCAACAUUGGCAAUUCCUAUGCUUACAGCAGGCCUGAUGCAUUGGUUUAUAGCCAACCUGAAAUUCGGGAGCAUGCUCAGUUCACUCCCCACCAGUCCAAUCACUAUCCUUUUAACCUGAAUUAUAGUUUUCACAGUCAGUCCCCCUAUCCAUAUCAAGCUGAGAGGCGUCCAGUUGUAGGAGCAGUGAGUGUACCUGAGUUAACCAAUGUUCAACUUCAAGUACAGGAUUACACCUCUUCGAACAUCAUGAAGACUCAGGUGUAUCGCCCUCCUCCUCCAUAUCCUUAUCCAAGGCCAGCAAAUAGCACCCCAGAUCUUACUCGACACCACAUCAGCAGCAGCAAUCCUGAUCUCAUCACCAGACGAGUUCACCAUUCUGUACAAAUGUUUCAAGAAGACAGCUUGCCGGUAGCUCAUUCUCUUCAAGAAGUAAGCGAACCCUUGACAGCUGCCCGUCAUGCUCACCUUCAGAAAAGGAACAGCAUUGAAAUUGCAGGUUUAACUCAUAGCUUUGAUGGCAUGAGGGUGAAAGAAAGGACCAUAUCAACAUCUUCUUCCAGUGGAACACCGCAGAGAAUCCUGUCAAGUGAAUCUCAGACUAAUGUCAUUAUGGAAAGAACCAAAGAGGAGCAGGGUGAAGACUCUGAACGAGGAGGGUAUGGUCACAAGAAGUCACUUUCAGAUGCCACCAUGCUUAUUCACAGCAGUGAGGAUGAUGAUGAAGAGGCUGAAGAAGAUAACAGAACCAGCAUUACACAAGCCCCCUUGUUCUAUGAUAGGGCACAGCUGCGUACUGUAAUGGAAACGUACCCUGAUGAGCUGGAGCCAAUUGACACAUACAGCUCUGCUCCUGCCAACCAUCUUCACAUAUAUGAACACAAAAAACAAGAGGAGGUGGAGAAGGAGAUGAGGCUUAAAGGUGUAAGCCCAGUGCAAUUUUCUGGUGACUUUCAACCCAAUAGGAGGGGGGAGGGCAACAUACCACCUUCAGCAUCUGAAUCGGACCUCACUGCAGUCAGCAUAAGGUAUAGACCUAAGAAGGAUCAAGUAAAAAAGAGGCCAGUGUCUGAUGUCCUCUCAGGAAAGAAGGAUAUUGUGGAAGGACUGCCACCUUCUGGAGGAAUAAAGAAGGGCCCCAGAAUGGAAGUCAAAAAAAUUGGUCCUCUGAAAAUGGCUGCAUGGAAUGGUUUAUCUUUGUCCCGUUUGCCGUUACCAGAUGAAGAAAAAGAGGAACCCUCUAGAGCUUCAAAUGAUGACAGGUGUAAACUGCUGGAACAGAGAUUGGAGCAGGGCAUGGUGUUCACUGAAUAUGAGCAGAUUGGCAAGAAGAGACUGCCAGACAGUGAGUGCUCCAUAGCACGUCUUCCUGAGAACGCAGAACGAAAUCGAUAUCAGGAUGUGCUGCCCUAUGAUGAUAGUCGAGUAGAGCUGGUUCCAACCAAAGAAAACAACACUGGUUAUAUCAAUGCCUCCCACAUUAAGAUGACAGUUGGUGGAGUUGAGUGGGAUUACAUUGCCACACAGGGCCCACUUCAGAGCACAUGCCAAGAUUUUUGGCAGAUGGUCUGGGAGCAGGGAAUUGCCAUAAUCGCCAUGGUAACGCUAGACGAAGAGGGCGGUCGUGAGAAAAGUUAUCGAUAUUGGCCAAGACUUGGCUCAAGGCACAACACUGUCAAUUAUGGGAGGUUUAAGAUCACCACCCGGUUCCGAACUGACUCUGGCUGCUAUGCCACCACUGGCUUAAAGAUAAAACACCUUCUGUCUGGCCAGGAGAGGACAGUGUGGCACCUUCAGUAUACUGACUGGCCAGAACAUGGACAUCCAGAAGAUGUGAAAGGAUUCCUUUCCUAUUUGGAAGAGAUCCAGUCUGUGCGCCGCCACACAAACAGCACAAUCAACCCUAAUAGCCCAAAUCCCCCUGUGCUUGUGCAUUGCAGUGCAGGUGUUGGUCGGACAGGGGUGAUCAUUUUGUCUGAAGUUAUGAUUGCAUGUUUGGAACAUAAUGAGAUGCUGGACAUCCCCCUAGUCCUGGACAUGCUGCGGCACCAGAGGAUGCUGAUGGUUCAGACUCUUUCUCAGUACAAUUUUGUAUAUAAAGUCCUGAUUCAGUUCCUGAAGAGUUCCAGGCUGAUCUGACGACAAGUGGAGUCCUGCCAUUGAUGGAAGCAGCAAGUGGCACUUUUGAAGCUCAUUUCAUUGGAAAGUUGGAUGCCCAUCUAACUGGGCAAAAGCCACAUUCAGUGCCAUUUAUAUGCAAAACAAGCCAUGUAUUACUGUGGCCAAGACCAAGUAUAUGGUGCUAAACCUGCAUUCUUUUGAAGGCUUAGAUAUCGAACAGAGCCACAUAUUUGCUAAUGAAUUCUGAAACCAGCAGUUCAAUAGCGGAUUCUGGUAGUUUGGUAUAUCUGAGUAGUGGCGACCCAGUGUCUUUCUGAAUUGAGUCAAUUAAUCAGAUUCUAAAAUGUAAAAGGGAAGAUCAAAAUCUGAUCCUGGCAUGCUCUUUGUUUGUUUGGGAGUCAGAAAAAGCCACAGGCAUAGACUGGCCAAUGGUAUUGUCUCUGCAUCUAUCAGCCUGGAUUCUUCAGUUUAACCCCAUUGCUGAAACAUUUGGGGUAGCAGGACAAAAGCGCAUUUUAUCAGUGUUAUUAUGCAAAGCUCUGAUUUUACUGGUUGAAAUCAGCUAUGAUUCUAAUGAAGUUUUGAAGCACUUUUUACUCCCAUGCUGUCUUAUUUAUGAUGCUGCUUAUAUUUUAACCCAAUGCUGUUUUAGAAAUGUAUUUUAUACUAAUGAGCUAAUCAGAAUGAGGCAAGGGUUGAAUGUGACCAGAACUUCUGGGUUGCUGUUUCUGAGACACAAGCACACACACACACACACACACACAUAUAUAAAGAACCACAUAUGGAAGGUGACUGGCUUUUAUACUGAAAAUAAUCAAUUCUAUUUAAGAAUUUAAAUCCCCCCUUUUGUUUUUUUUAAAUACAUACAGUUGUCCUUUACACUAAAAGUAUU